Messenger RNA from Caenorhabditis remanei, 1104 nucleotides. RefSeq lists its product as uncharacterized. Gene Ontology annotation, molecular function: gap junction channel activity. The transcript is spliced from 5 exons. Gene Ontology annotation, cellular component: gap junction; plasma membrane. The coding region runs from base 1 to 1104 and encodes 367 amino acids. NCBI's taxonomy places the organism in Eukaryota, Metazoa, Nematoda, Chromadorea, Rhabditida, Rhabditidae. The record is from RefSeq and is a predicted model, not a curated record.
AUGUUAAGCAACAUCAAAAACUAUGCGGCAACUGUUAGUAAACUGUCAGAUCAUGAUGAUUCUUCCAUUGAUAGAUUGAACUAUGUAGUUACCACAUCCAUUUUAAUUGGCUUCUCCCUUCUUCUAUUCGCCAAAAAUUAUGUGGGAGAACCAAUGCAAUGUUGGACUCCAAAUCAGUUCAACGACGGUUGGGAGUCAUUUGCUGAGCAGUAUUGCUUCAUUGAAAAUACUUAUUUUGUUCCAAUGCAAGACUCAAAUCUUCCAGCAGCGGAUACGAGAGAAGAUAGGGAAAUGAUUUAUUAUCAGUGGGUUCCAUUCCUGUUGAUAAUUCAAGCUCUCUUUUUCUGUGUUCCAAGAGCAUAUUGGAUCAUAUUCCCAUCGUACAGUGGACUUACAAUUGCUGAUAUGAUAACUGCCGCAAGAGCGAAUGGAAAGAAACUGGAAAGUGCUGAAAAGGCGCUUGAACAAGUCGCACUGGCAAACUGGAGAACUGAACGACAGAAAGGUCACGGAUCGAGGAUAUUCAAUUGUUACCUGGUUAUGAAACUUCUCAUUCUAAUCAAUAUUAUUCUUCAAUUUUUCCUUCUCAACUCAUUCCUAAACACUGCUUAUACAUUCUGGGGAUGGGGAAUUUUCUGGGAUAUGUUCAAUGGAAGACACUGGCAAGAAAGUGGUCAUUUUCCAAGAGUUUCAUUCUGCGAUAUCAAUGUAAGAGAACUCGGAAAUGUACAUCAUUGGAGUCUUCAAUGCGUGCUCAUGGUUAAUAUGUUCAACGAGAAGAUCUUCAUUUUCUUGUGGUUCUGGUUUGCUUUCCUUCUUGUUGCAACCACGUGUGACUUCAUUGUUUGGGUUUGGAGACGAUUCGACAAGCAAUCGAGAAUCGGAUUCAUUCUAGACCUUCUUAACCAAGAAGGAAUCGAUCAUUCUCCACAAAAAGCAAACGAGUUGUACGAUAAUGUGCUCCGUGACGAUGGAGUUCUAUUCCUGCGACUUCUCGAUUCAAACAGUGGACGCUUGAACUCUGAAGAACUUAUGAGGAAGAUUUAUAAUAUUUCGGUUGGAAAUUCAACCAAUUUGAGUACUCCAAUUGAUGAAGAACAAUAG